Trypanosoma conorhini is the source of this 2076-nucleotide messenger RNA. RefSeq lists its product as uncharacterized. Bases 1 to 2076 code for a protein of 691 amino acids. Lineage: Eukaryota; Euglenozoa; Kinetoplastea; Trypanosomatida; Trypanosomatidae. The record is from RefSeq and is a predicted model, not a curated record. The transcript has a single exon.
AUGCACUUCAAUAAAGAAUCGGGGGGUGAAGGUGUUGAACAAUUACUUGAGGAGUUGCGGCAGUACGAGCAGCAAAUAUCGAAUCUAACGGCAUCUAUCGAGAGUCAAAACGAGGAGCAUGCCGGGAUAGAAGCGGGUCUCAUGGAGCUAAUCCGCGAGAAAAUCGGCGGCAGUUCCUCACCGCCGGUGCCGGAGAAUAAUGCCAACGGUGGGGAGUUUUCUUUGAACUUUGGCAAACUGCAGGAUGAGAUUGAGGCGACUCGUCAAACCCUGCAGGUGGCACACAAAAACGAAGUGCUGGCAGGAACCGCGUUGGCCCGUAUCGCAACCUUUAUUACGCAGCAUGAUGAAAAGUACAAACACCAUCUUGACGGCUUGAGGGAAGUCAUUCAGAGGUUUCAGGAUGUUUUGGGCAUGAGCGAGGAACAUAACACCCGGUUAAAGGCGGAACUGAAAAUGAAAGCGUGUGGGAAUCCUCUUAAUGGAUGUGUGUGGACGUCUGGGGCGACGCAACCCCAAAACUGCCUGGUUGAAAAGAAGCUGGCGCCAUGCUACGUUGAAGUGACUACAACAGUGAACUCCUUACUGAACUGCAUGGCGGCAAUCCUCGAUUCGUUUAAAGUGAAGAAUAAACUUCGUUUGAGCAAUCGAAGCUGUCUAGAAGAGGCACAUCAGAGAGUCAGGUCUCAGCUAGUUAAGCAGAGGGAGGUGUUAACAGAUGUUCGCCAUACUGUUGACAAGAUGGAGAGAGCCAUAUCGGAACUGCAAGUGGAAAACAAUGACAAGAAAACCAUGUGGGAAGAGUUGCAAAAGGAGCUGUCGGAGCUCGAGAGGUCUCCGAGUCCCAGUGAGAGUACGGUUGCAACGAUGGAGGCAAUGUUGCGUUUGCCGAUGGAAAUCGAUGAGCUAAAGCAGGCGCUAGAAGGAGCAUCGAAGUCAACUCAGACGGUGCAGUCCGUGGAGAAAAAAACGGUUGAAGUGGCAAACGCCCAAACGUUCAAGUUGGAGCGCGCCACUAGCGCCCUUGAACGUGCCAGAGGAGCGGUCGCAGCACUGGAGGAUGAGAAGGCUGAACUGCAAGUGCAAAUAGAGGCCAGUCGUGAGACCACACAGAAACAGCUGCAGCAGAUGGAGGACGAGGCACAGAAGGUGAAGGAGCUGUAUGAAGAGGGAAAUGAAAUUAAAGAGGUCCAAAGGCUGUUAGAAGCGGAGGCGGAAUCCCUCACGGCUUCCCUCGAUGAAGCAAGGAAGCGCCUAACUGUACUGCGGGCCCAGCUAGAGUCGAAAGCAAGCCAAAAGGCGAUGCUACAAGACGAGAAGCUGGAGACGGAGGAAAAUGUUAACAACUUGAAAAACGAGUGUGUGCGUGCCCGCAAUAAAAUUAUUGAAAUACGUAAGCGUCUGUUUGCGCUACGGCAAGAGGAAGAAAAGGUGUCAAAGGACUUGGAGUACAUCACCUCACUUGUGCCGGAAACAGCUCUGUCGUCAUUGCCAAGGGUGUUUACUUCUCAGCUAGAGGCAGAUGUCCGGCGGCCUGAAGAAAACCUGCGGCAGCUGGUGAGUUGGCGAGAUAGAAAUCUAUUCACGAAGGCUCGACAAGAACACCGCUGCAACGUGGGGGCAGCAGGUGUCCCUUGCGCCGGCAGUACGCCUCUUGACACGGUCGUUGAGCUUGGUGCCAACACGCGUGUCCUGCGACGCUCAUCCUCUUCCACAACAACGCAGCGACCAUCACGUUUCAUAGGUGAUCCCGCUCCAUCAUCAACUCCUUCGCUUGAUGCUCACUCCUCCCCAGUUACGACAGGACGGGAACCACGGGAAACAGCUCUGCUUGGGCCCAACGAAGAACCGCCUAGCGGCAAGACGAGUCAGAUUGUAGUUGACGGCACGAGAUAUUCGCUUUCCCAUUCCCGCACCUCUGUUUUUUCGCCCAUCCGCUGCGAGUUUAGGAGGGACUUCCUCAGAAGCAAGAUACCCUGCAAAACAGCGAACAGACGAAACAGCGGUAAGGCCUUUGGCGGAGUCGCCGGCCAGUUUGAAUGCAAAGGGAACAGAAGAAGGCAGUCCAGUGAUUGA